AUGACAAGCACCCUACCCCCUAUUGUCCAGGCUUUCUCUGGAGCUAUAGGAAGUGUCUCUGCAAAUACUUUAACAUACCCUCUCGAUCUUGUAACAACAAGAUUGCAAUUGGAUUCACCUCAAAAGAGUAGACGACGCGGCGGAAUCUACGGCGCAGCUCUGACUUUCAGACGCAUAUUCAGGGACUAUGGAUUGGAUGCAUUUUACGAUGGCCUGUGGGCAGAUUCAUGUGCCACAUUACUAGCAAAACCUUCUAAAACACGAUCUUCAGGGCUAUACAAACCAUCAAUGUUUGAGGAACUGGUUCUGGGUUUCAUAGCCGGAGUUGCUUCUCGAGCUGUAUCCACUCCGCUCAACAUUGUAACCCUCAAACUUCAAACAGAACGCGAAGACGAGGAGGAGGAAAGUGCCAGCUCAAAGUCAAUGGGGAUGAUUGAUGUCGUAAAAUCCAUCUACAAGCAGCAGGGUCUUGCAGGGUUUUGGCGCGGUAAUGUCUUUGGCUCCUACAUAGAGAUGGAAUGGGGCUAA
Molecule: messenger RNA, 528 nt
Organism: Psilocybe cubensis
Lineage: Eukaryota; Fungi; Basidiomycota; Agaricomycetes; Agaricales; Agrocybaceae
Exons: 2
Coding region: 1-528 (175 amino acids)
Source: RefSeq, a predicted model, not a curated record